AUGGUGGACAACAACAUUGGAGGAAGUUCUUUUGAUAACGAAAAUGGCGGCAUUAAGGAACAAGAUCGGUUGUUACCAAUAGCAAAUGUUGGGAGGAUAAUGAAGCAGAUAUUACCACAGAAUGCAAAAAUCUCAAAGGAGUCAAAAGAAACAAUGCAAGAGUGUGUUUCAGAGUUCAUAAGCUUUGUGACAAGUGAGGCAUCGGAGAAAUGCAGGAAGGAAAGGAGAAAGACAGUGAAUGGUGAUGAUAUCUGUUGGGCUUUGGCUACACUUGGCUUUGAUGAUUAUGCUGAACCAAUGAGAAGGUAUUUGCAUAGAUAUAGAGAAUUAGAGGUUGAUAGAACACCAACUGCUAAUAAUAUUCUUCAAGAUAGAGCAAAUUAA
Messenger RNA from Lathyrus sativus (Indian pea), 384 nucleotides. NCBI's taxonomy places the organism in Eukaryota, Viridiplantae, Streptophyta, Magnoliopsida, Fabales, Fabaceae. The record is from the annotation of a GenBank genome assembly.